AUGCCACCACUCUCAAGCCUUCGAGCGCUGUUUACCUUGGCUACAGCGUUUAAAGUGCCAGACAAAGCUGGAAAGCUCACCAGGAUGGACAAGGAUGGUGAAGUGCGCGUCCUGUUCAUAGACGUUAAGAAAGCACGCUUCUGGAGCCCCGUCAGAAGGAGACUUCUGGUGGAGCUACCCCCUGAAGCUGGGGAGGACAAGACCAAAGUCGGACUGCUGAAAAGGAGCCUCUACGGAACGCGAGACGCCCCUUCAAACUGGGAACAUGCCAUAAAGGAUGUCAUGGAGCACGUAGAACUGGUCUUGGAACAGCUGGGACUGGAACGAGCCGCUCCUGUCACCACACCUCUGGUGAAGAGUAAAGGUGAUGAGGAGGAAGUUCCUCUAACGGACCAGGAGGCGGGAUAUUAUCGGUCUGUGGCAAUGAGAAUUGGAUAUCUAUCCAUGGAUCGACCGGACAUGUUGCGCACAGUUCGUGAACUUGCGAAGGGACUAAAGGCCCCUACACGUUUUCAUUGGAGUUUGCUGAAGCGUGCCGCAAGGUACUUAAAGGGUGUUCCACGGCUGGUUCAGCUGGUACCCAACCAAGAAAGCUUUAGCAUCAUCCAAUGCUGGUUGGAUACUGACCAUGCAGGUUGUGUUCGGACACGUAAAAGCACAACCGGGACGGUCAUCCAACUCGGACGGUCUGUGAUCAAAGCAACUGCGAAAGGGCAAGCUGUCAUUGCAUUCUCAUCUGGAGAAGCAGGGUACUAUGGCCUCAUUUCGACGGCCAGUGCUGCUUUGGGCGAGCAAGCUAUGCUCGCGGAUUGGAAUAUCACCUGCCCAGUAUGUGUCAACAUGGAUGCAACGACUGGCAUCUCAAUCGGAAGCCGGAGAUGA
Molecule: messenger RNA, 882 nt
Organism: Symbiodinium pilosum
Lineage: Eukaryota; Dinophyceae; Suessiales; Symbiodiniaceae
Source: the annotation of a GenBank genome assembly